This is a messenger RNA of Cladocopium goreaui, 474 nucleotides long. The record is from the annotation of a GenBank genome assembly. NCBI's taxonomy places the organism in Eukaryota, Dinophyceae, Suessiales, Symbiodiniaceae.
AUGGCCGAGACGUCAGAAGUGGCUGAGUGGAGCAUGGGCGAAAUUUUGGACGCCCUGGGUUGGAAGUUUGCUAGGACUGGAAGCAAAGCCCAGCAAUUUGAUGUGUUGGGGGUUACAGUGGAUUUGCAAUAUUUGUAUGCGGGCAAGGUGGAACCUGGCGAAGCAGCCUCCCCGCAUGGCCAGUUGAAUUUCGCACAAGGGCAGCAUUUGGGUGCCCCACUCAAACCCGCCAUGAAGUUUCUCAGCGAUGUAGCUGCAGCUGGCUGGUGCGAGUCGAUGAAACCUUUGCUGGUGGUGGCUGCUAUCUACACCAAAGCAGUCAUGCAAUAUGAUGCACCUCGAUGCAUGUCCUUGCAAGAUGAGACCAGCCCUUUGGUCGUUUUCACUGACGGGGCAUGGGAGAUCAUCCCAGAUCCCAGCUGGAGCUGGUAUUGUGGUGGUGGAUCCUGUUUCUGGUGUAAGAAUCUCCCAUGA